Messenger RNA from Ochotona curzoniae (black-lipped pika), 10372 nucleotides. RefSeq names its product protein tyrosine phosphatase non-receptor type 4 (gene PTPN4). Gene Ontology annotation, cellular component: cytoplasm; cytoplasmic side of plasma membrane; cytoskeleton. The record is from RefSeq and is a predicted model, not a curated record. Gene Ontology annotation, molecular function: cytoskeletal protein binding; protein tyrosine phosphatase activity. The transcript is spliced from 27 exons. Bases 127 to 2904 code for a protein of 925 amino acids. Gene Ontology annotation, biological process: protein dephosphorylation. NCBI's taxonomy places the organism in Eukaryota, Metazoa, Chordata, Mammalia, Lagomorpha, Ochotonidae.
GGCGCGGCGGACGCGCUUCUCUCCCCGGCGCGCGCCCGGGCCUCGAGGCUUUUUUAUUUUUUAUUAUUUUUUUUUCUUCAGCCGAGAGGACGCGGCUGUGAUAACGAAGAUCUAGUGUGGACAGUAAUGACCUCACGUUUCCGGUUGCCUGCUGGCAGAACCUACAAUGUACGAGCAUCGGAGUUGGCCCGAGACAGACAGCACACGGAGGUGGUUUGCAACGUCCUUCUGCUGGAUAACACUGUACAAGCUUUCAAAGUUAAUAAACAUGAUCAAGGGCAAGUUCUGUUGGAUAUAGUCUUCAAGCAUCUUGAUUUGACUGAGCGAGACUAUUUUGGUUUACAGUUGGCUGAUGAUUCCACAGAUAACCCAAGGUGGCUGGAUCCAAACAAACCAAUAAGGAAGCAGCUAAAGAGAGGAUCUCCUUACAGUUUGAACUUUAGAGUCAAAUUUUUUGUAAGUGACCCCAACAAGUUACAAGAAGAAUACACAAGGUACCAGUACUUUUUGCAAAUUAAGCAAGACAUUCUCACUGGAAGACUGUCCUGUCCUUGCAACACUGCUGCCCUUUUAGCUUCAUUUGCUGUUCAGUCUGAACUUGGAGACUACAAUCAGUCAGAGAACUUGCCAGGCUACCUCUCAGAUUAUUAUUUCAUUCCUAAUCAACCUCAAGAUUUUGAAAAGGAAAUUGCAAAAUUACAUCAACAGCAUAUAGGCUUAACUCCUGCAGAAGCAGAAUUUAAUUACCUAAAUACAGCACGUACCUUAGAACUCUAUGGAGUUGAAUUCCACUAUGCAAGGGAUCAAAGUAACAAUGAAAUUACAAUUGGAGUGAUGUCAGGAGGAAUUCUGAUUUAUAAGAACAGGGUACGAAUGAAUACCUUUCCAUGGUUGAAGAUUGUAAAAAUUUCAUUUAAGUGCAAACAGUUUUUUAUUCAACUUAGAAAAGAAUUGCAUGAAUCCAGAGAAACGUUGUUGGGAUUUAACAUGGUGAAUUACCGAGCUUGUAAAAACUUAUGGAAAGCGUGUGUAGAACAUCACACAUUCUUCCGUUUGGACAGACCACUUCCACCUCAGAAGAACUUUUUUGCACAUUAUUUUACACUGGGUUCAAAAUUCCGGUACUGUGGGAGAACUGAAGUCCAGUCAGUUCAAUAUGGCAAAGAAAAGGCAAAUAAAGACAGGGUAUUUGCAAGAUCUCCAAGUAAGCCCUUAGCACGAAAAUUGAUGGAUUGGGAAGUGGUAAGCAGAAACUCAGUAUCUGAUGACAGAUUAGAAACACAGAGCCUUCCCUCACGAUCUCCACCUGGAACUCCUAAUCAUCGAAAUUCUGCAUUCACACAAGAGGGAACUCGAUUGCGACCAUCUUCCGUUGGUCAUUUAGUAGACCAUGUGGUUCAUACUUCCACCAGUGAAAUAUCUGUGAGUCAGAGAUCUCCAUCAUCAACUCAGGCUAAUAGCAUCGUUCUGGAAUCAUCACCAUCACAAGAGACCCCUGAAGAUGGACAGCCUCCAGCUUUACCACCUAAACAAUCUAAAAAAAAUAGUUGGAACCAAAUUUAUUAUUCACAUUCUCAACAAGAUCUGGAGAACCAUAUUAAUGAAACAUUUGAUGUUCCAUCUUCCCCUGAAAAGUCUACUCCUAAUGGUGGUAUUCCACAUGAUAAUCUUGUUCUGAUUAAAAUGAAACCUGAUGAAAAUGGGAGGUUUGGAUUCAAUGUAAAGGGAGGAUACGAUCAGAAGAUGCCUGUGAUCGUGUCCCGAGUAGCACCAGGAACACCUGCUGACCUCUGUGUCCCUCGAUUGAAUGAAGGGGAUCAAGUUGUACUGAUCAAUGGUCAGGACAUCGCAGAACACACUCAUGAUCAGGUGGUGCUGUUUAUUAAAGCUAGCUGUGAGAGACAUUCUGGGGAACUCGUGCUUCUUGUGAGACCUAAUGCUGUAUAUGAUGUAGUGGAAGAAAAGCUGGAAAACGAGCCGGACUUCCAGUACAUUCCUGAGAAAGCCCCACUGGAUGGUGGCCAUCAGGAUGACCAUUCCCUCCGUGAGUCAAUGAUUCAGCUAGCUGAGGGGCUUCUCACUGGAACAGUCCUGACACAGUUUGAUCAACUAUAUCGGAAAAAACCUGGAAUGACAAUGACUUGUGCCAAAUUACCUCAGAACAUUUCCAAAAAUAGAUACAGAGAUAUUUCGCCUUAUGAUGCUACACGGGUUAUUUUAAAAGGUAGUGAAGACUACAUCAAUGCAAACUAUAUAAAUAUGGAAAUUCCUUCUUCAAGCAUUAUCAAUCAAUACAUUGCUUGCCAAGGGCCUCUUCCACACACUUGUACAGAUUUUUGGCAGAUGACUUGGGAACAAGGCUCCUCCAUGGUUGUAAUGUUGACCACACAAGUGGAACGUGGCAGAGUUAAAUGUCACCAGUAUUGGCCAGAACCCACAGGAAGUUUAUCCUAUGGAUGCUACCAAGUCACCUGCCACUCAGAAGAAGGGAACACUGCCUACAUCUUCAGGAAGAUGACAUUAUUUAACCAAGAGAAAAAUGAGAGUCGUCAAGUCACUCAGAUCCAGUACAUAGCCUGGCCUGACCACGGAGUCCCCGAUGAUUCAAGUGACUUCUUGGAUUUUGUUUGUCAUGUCCGAAAUAAAAGGGCUGGCAAGGAAGAACCUAUUGUUGUUCAUUGCAGUGCUGGAAUUGGAAGAACUGGAGUUCUUAUCACUAUGGAAACAGCCAUGUGUCUCAUUGAAUGCAAUCAGCCAGUUUAUCCAUUAGACAUUGUGAGAACAAUGAGAGAUCAACGAGCCAUGAUGAUCCAAACACCUAGUCAGUACAGAUUUGUGUGUGAAGCUAUUUUGAAAGUUUAUGAAGAAGGCUUUAUUAAACCCUUAACAUCAACAAAUAAAUGAGAAAGCAAAAGAUUUGGAAUAUGUGUUGGAAAACUGCUUUUCAUUAUAUUCACUGUGCCAUAAUACCGCUCACAGGAAAUGGCAUCUAACAAAAGAAAAAAAUGAAGAACUCAAAAAAACUUUUGAAAACUUCAGCACUGUUGCACUUUAUGUUUAAAAAAAAAAGUCACUCUUUCAAAAUCUGUAACUCAUGUGUUUGAAGACUAUUUCAUGCUUUGCUCCGAACAGAAAGUGAAUAACUGAGUAUGUUCAGGGUAAUGUAUGAAAUUCUGUGGUGGUGCCAUGCAGUCCCUUUCUGGUAGAAUUGCCACAAACAAGGCUCUGAAUUCUCAUCAUCUCUGCUACACGUCUGUAUUUUGAAAGCAAAAAGAAGCAAACGUCAGGAGUCAGCUCUGGUCUUUUCCAGCAGUUCAUGUACUUAUACUGAUAACCAGAUUUUAUUUUUUGAAUUUUAGCAAUAUCAUUCUCAAUAUUAGCCAGUACACUGCCUAUGGAUGCAGCACAUCUUUCCCUACACGUCCCCUGUAGAGACCUGCUGUUCAAAAGAAGAAAGGCGGGAUUUGCUGUUCCCAGGAAAUGCUGCACAUUGUCCAUUUACCAGCAUCUUCUAGAAAGUAUAAAUAUGAAUCUACACAUUUUCUUGGAUUUAAUAAUGUAACCUAUAUUUAUCAUAAGGUUGGCUUAUUCCAAAUCAUGUGACUUCACAUACUUGAUGUAAAGGAAUGCAUGCAUUGUGUCUUAACCCCUUAAGUGCCUUGAGACAUCUUUGUAUGUCUAAUGAAAAGGCACUCAUUUGACCCUACUAGGAGGUAUGUGUGUAUAUUGUACAUUCUUACAUUUUUAUGCAUUUUGAGUGAGUUAACAUUUUUAAAAACAGCUUCUUGUAUUGAGAGUUAUGCAGUCAAAGAAGAGUGAGGAAAUUCUUCUUAGUACUUGUAUUUUGCUGUAAGAAGCAAAGAUAAUUUGUGCUACUGAGUGUGUGCUCUGCUGCUAUGGAAUGAUUCAGAAUCUGCACAUUCCGUCACUGAGGGACAGGGAUUACAGCUUAUCAGCUCAGCUUAAAAAGAUGCUUUAUUCAGAUGCCAUAUUUAUUUUACUCCCAACUUCACAAAUGUCUGACCUACAAAGUAGGGUUAAACUUGGUAAUACCCUCAGCUAAAGUUAAGGAACGAUUAGUUCAUUAUGAUUCAUUCCCAUCUAUAAUGAAAUGGUUAAUCUGAAAUUGAUGUCAGUGCUGUCAACAUUCUUUACACUGUUUGGGAUUCUCUUAAGUGAGGAAUGAAAUGGCUGAAUAAUUUAUAAUGUUCAUCCCUCAAUAACUAAAAUUAAGAUUUUCUUGUCAUGUAUACCUGCCAGAUUGUAAGCAUUAUGGGAAAGAGAUUGGACGAUCCAGUGUGAUCAGGACCUGCUGAACAAGGAUCUGAUCCCAUCAACAGUGUGUAUAUUUUCCUCUUUGGGCUUUUUUGUUUUUAAGUUGAGAGAGAACUUUUACAUGGCCCAGUUUAACCUAAGCGAAAAUCUCAUCACCUCGUCAAAGUUGCUUACACAGUCGCUUUACAUGGAUUGUGCUUAAAAUUGAUUGAUUUUUUUAAUGGUUUCUGAAUGGUUCUGUAUAGUCUUGCUAAAGUUUAGAAUGAAAUGGUAGUUCUUUUGGAAUGGUUUUUAGUAUAAGGGGAAAAUGUAUAUUUACAAAUCUUCAGUGUAAUCUAAAUGACAUCAUUUCAUAUGGCCAAAAUCCAUAAGGGAAAAUUUCAGGAAGUUAAGCUCCUAAACAUUAACAGCCACAAUACCAAAUAAAUUAUUAUAUUAAAAUAUUUUGUAUUUUUUAAAGAAAGAUGGAAAUAUAAUUCCAUUGUUUCCUUUUAUCUAUUUCAUAAUCAACUCAAUAUAAGAUAGUAAAUUAAAUGUAGUCUUAUUUGAACAUCCCAUUCUCUUCCAACAGAUAAAUGUAAUUUAGGCUGCUAUAAACUGACACAUUAAAAAGCGAAAAAGCAAAAUUCUGUUGAGGCCUAUAUAUUAAAUAGUAACUGUUUGGGCAGUUUUUCAUCUGAUUAAAUGUCUGUAACUGGAAGGAAAAUAUGACAGCCAUAGGUAAAAAGAUGAUGGUGAUGUAAUUGUAAACAGAUGACCUGACUGGGAAGUUCUUCAGGGCUUUGUUUCCCAUGCUGAAGUUAGCUCAAAUUGUUGGCAACGAGCACUGCUCCCUUAAUGCUUGUCUUUCAAUGAUAAUGUAUUAGAAGUGUAGACAUAUAUUUAAAUGUCUCCAAUGUGGAUUUUUAAUCUCAGAGCCACUUCUUUAUCAGUAUUCUUGUGUAUAGAAAAGAUCCUUUAUUAGAAGUAUUAUUAUUGGGAUCUUAGUUAAAUUUAAGGUAUCCUUCACAACUGCUUAAGCUAAAUAUGCUACAUACAUGUUUCACUAUUUCCCCAACAGGUAAGACUAUCUAUUACAGUUUAGAGGGUUUUCGUUUUGUUUUUUGCCUGCUUACUAAUUUAAAUGCAUUUCAUAUACAAAGUACUUUUCAACUCCAUUCUUACCAAUGUGUUGUUGUGUAAUUGAAUACCAAAAUUGUUAGGCUACUCACCUGAUCCACUAGCUGUCCUUACCCAUCUCCAGCCCUGUGGCCCCACCCCUACCCCAUCCCACUGAGGAAAUCAGUGUUGACUUUAGUGGAAAUUAAUCAAGGAGUUAAUCAAGGAGCUUUAGCCAAUUAAAUGUUUAAGGCAUCCUUCCCUCUGAUUUAGGAGGGGUUCUUUGCGUUUUCAUUCAAGUUGUUAGAGCAUUGGAUUUCUGGCAGCCCUGUGUGGAUAGGAUGAGGGAUAAUUUGGAUUAGACUUUACAUUCACAAGAAAACUUGUUGUGCUUGUUCAACCGGUGCACCCAUUCAAACAGAAGCAGUUGGCAAAAGAACUUCUUUUAUCUGAGCUGCUAGGACAAGGUUGGGGAAGGGAAUUUGAUGAUUUGGAUUAAGAGUGAAAAGAACAUUUAUUGUUAUGUGAAAGCUGACUGCAAAAGUUAAAAGGUGUGUAGAACCACUGAGGAAGCUGCUUGAAGGUUUCAACUAAUACCUAAUAUUUCAGUGCAUUACUUAAGUGUGUAGUCACGAAAGCAGGUGCCCAUAGAGCAAGAGGAUUUGUCAGUCUGGUCUUCUACCAUCUAGGAUUUUUUUCAUUCUCAGUAUGGUAUUCUUUGCAUCAGACUAGACCUUCAGCAAAUUGUAACCUAGUUACUAUUGUUAAGUUUUUGUGAAUUUGAGUCUCUUUCAGCUUGAGAAGCAUACUUCGGCAGUGUUGUCACUUCAUAACUAUGACAACCUUAGGGGACAUCACUUACGUUACAAAUAAGUAGGCUUCGAAAGUGGUCCCAAUUGGGACCCUGAUUCGGUUUCCUAGUUGUGUUUGACCAGUGAACCAUAAUUUUCUGCAGUGUAUUUAGGCUGACACACAUACAGUAUGAAAACAUUCUGGACUGCAAUUAGGAGACUAGGUUUUACAAGCAUUAAAAUAGAGACUAUAUAUCCAAUGUAACCUGAAAUAAUUUCUGUUCAUAAUGUGAACAUGUAACAGAAUUAAAACAUUACUUGUUUUAUAAUAUUAGGAGGGGAGAAGGAAACCUGAAUUUAUAACGAUGUGCUAUUUAAUAUCUGUAUUUUGAGUAGUUAAAGUAUUCUGAUGGUAAAGUUGCCAAAGUGAUUUUGAAUUCACUAAAGAUAUUUAUACCACAAUAAUGUGAGGAAUGUUUACAGGCUCUUUUCUUUUUUCAUAAUUAUUUUGUAGUACAGGUGGAUUUUUGUUGAAUUCACUUAUAGUAAAUACUUUAUGGUGAAUAUGUAUUGAAAUAAACUUCUCAGUAAGAUGAUAAGCUGUAGAUAAGCAAUGACACUGCCUGCUUUUACGUAAGCUACCGCAUCAACAAAGUAUUUUGUCUUGAGAUUGCUUACUGCCCACACUGGCUUCAAUACAGUAUCUAAAUCGUUUUUAGGUAGUGCUUCCUCCAAAUGAAACAGCUGUGUUACUUAAAUCCGACUUGGGUUCUUAUCUGAAUGAUUGAUCUGGUGGCAAAGACUUUGUGAUGUCUUAGUCACAGUUCAGCUGUUGUUGCAGCAGCUGUUUUAUAAAAUUAUCAGAGAAUUGUGUACAUGUAAAGAAAUUUAUAUAAUCCUAAUACACUUUUGAAGGCUAAUUGCUAUGAGAUAAUUUGAACAAUUUUAGCAAAAAAAACCCCACAAAAGAUUAACCCCUGAAUUAUGUGGUUUUGGUCUGCAACUGUUAUGAACACAAUAUUCCAUUAUAUGUAGACUUCUUUUUUCUAAGCAGCAGUUGCUAACUAAUGAGCCUUUCAGUGUUGUCAAAGACAAAAACCGAUGCCUCUUUCUGCCAUGAUUAGACAUUUAUUUGCACAGUCUUGAUUAGUUUGUGCUUGGUAGAUACCCAAAAGUUGUUUCUGUCUCCAUGUAUAAAUUUGUUGCUGUUAUUUCUAUGUAUUUCCACUGCAGUGUACAGUCUGUGUUUUGUACUCAUGAUUGUCUUGACUUUGGUAAUCCAAACUAAAUGGAAAGGUAGAAAUGAUAGCUGCUGAGGGGUGGUCAUCAGUAUGGGCUAGACUUGGUUUGGUAUAUCAAUAAGUGAGCUAAGUCUGUCCUUAUUUCCAAAGUUAAAGAUAUGGAGUAUUGAAAACUAAAGACUACAGUUUUGAGGGAGGAGUUCAAACACUUAACUUCCUGAAACCUUUUUAUAAAGAUUUCACCUACAAUAAGGAAAAUAUUUGAAAGCCUUGUUAAGUUCAUUAAAAUUUUUCUGUUAAAUGCUGUAGAAUUUUUGCUAAGUAUUGUGUAGAUAAUAUAGCAAAUAUUUUUCUAUGGACAAAAAGUUGAAACUGUUAACUUUCAUUCUUUAAAAGGGAUAAAAUGAUACUUGUGUGUCUUUCAUGCUGUAAAGAAAUUGAAUGUAUCUUGCAAAUUAUGACUUGAGUCAAAACGAUAGUUCUUAAAAUCUGGAGAGGAUUGAAGAAAGAAAAGGAAGAUGAUUGUGCUUCCUUUCACAAAAGGUAGUGUUAGGAGACAAGUCAUUUUCAUGGUAAGCAAGAGCGGUCAUUAUCAAAGAUGCAUAUUUCAAAAAGGAGAUGCAUUCUUUGUCAUUUUGAUUUUGUUUUAGCUCUAACUGAAACUUUCCAGAAGCUUUGCACACACUGUUUUUAAGCAUAAAAUAACCGGAUUUUAGCUGCCUGCCAUGUGGAAGGAUGUUUUUGUGUGCAGAUCAAUACACAACUGCAUGUGUUUACUGUGGAGGAAAGUCUCCAGGCUGGGUCACUGUGGUAGCUCCAAGAGAGGACAUGGCUGUAAGGAUGACUUUGUGAAGCCAGAAAAUUGUGCCUACGAUUCACUGCAGUAAUUCUGUGUGGAAGCCCCGACCCCAAUAAAUGGUUUUGCCUUUCUCUCAUCAGUGCCCUGGACAUGUAAGAACUUUGGACCCAUCUCUAACUUGUAACAGUGGAGUUAUUUAUAUGCUUCAGGAUUCAGUAGUUCACCUGGUUGGUGGGGUAGGGGAAACUUAUUGUUAAACAACUUCUGUAGGCAUGAUUAAUUUGUUGGACAGCUUCUUUUGAAAGUUUUAUUUAUUAUUUAUCAUUCACGCUUGAAUUGAAGCAGACUUCCAUUGAUUCCCACUUCCAACCCCCCACCUUUCUACAGAUCACUAAUUUCACUCUUUGGAAAGUAAAGAUCCUGAAAACUGUGAAGUGAUAGCCUCAACUUCACUAAAGAUGUUAAAGGACUAGUGUUGAGUGCCGUCCACCCUAGGAGUAUGCAAAAUUUGGCAAAUUUUAUUUGUACUAACCUUACAUGAAGUGCCAUAUUGCCAAAUAAAAUUAUUUCUGGCAAGCUAUCUGGAGAUAGCCCUGUGCAACUCUGAGAUCCAUCGUUGGUAAUUUGUGAUUUCCCACAUCCACUGCAGUCACGGUUGAGCUCAUUUUACCUUUUAUUUAAAGAAACUUUUUUGUUUGUUUUCUUACAGUUUCUACUCCAAAAUGUAGUGUUCCAGCAUUAGUUGCCUUCCUGGACAAAAAUGUUUCAGCCUAGUUUUGGGAUUCUCUGAUGCACCACCCAUUUUUUCCCAUCCUUCAGUGAGUUGGCAAGAUGUUUUCAUUCUUGUAUUCUGUAGAGUGGGUCAAAUUUCAAUGGUAAAAUUAAUUUCUUGAAUUUCAAAUAGUAGCACUUUAUUUCAUGCUUACUACUGACCUAAUUUAUACAGUUACAAAUAGAACCUAUCUUAGGAGUUUUGUAAAUAUGGGGGGUGGGGAGGGACACAUUAGUACUAGAGAUCAUUAGAUUGGUCCUGGGUUUGAAUGCUUUAUAAUGAUCUCUUGAUAGCUUAUUUGAUAUUUAAGAGAUGACUUCUAUGAUCUUAGCCUUGCCACUUUUAUGUAAUUUAUAUAGUACACAAAGGCUACCCAGUUGGCUGUGCGCCUGGACCCGGAGUUGUCUCAGCUAGUUUUUAAACCGAGCUUGAUUAACACUCAUCAUUUCCACUUUGCAGCUUUUGUACAUCACAUGAAUACUUGGAAACCCAUUUUUCAGUGUAGUACCUGAGGGUUGAAUACAUAUUGCACCACAAGAAAGUAAGGAGGCAGAAGUCCUGAUGCUUUUUGUAUAUAUGUUGAAGGCAGGAUUUUAGAAGCUGAAACAGUUUAUAUUAAGCUGUUUGCCAUUUCUGCCAGUAGAAUCUGUCUGCUUAAAUAAUGAAAACUGUCCAGCCUCAUGUUGUGCAGCAUCAGGACCUUGAUUAGUCAUCAUCUAUGCUGUGGACUUUUCAAAUUAAAAAAGCUAGUCUUUAUUUUCUACAGUGUAGGCUUCAUUUUAGGACUAAUAGUUUAUACUCAUCAAUGAUAUUUUUAAGCAGUAAUUUUAAAAUUAUUUCUAUGUAGAGGAUGUUUUAAUUUGGGAUUUUUUUUUAAAGGUGCUAAAUGUAAAUACAAAGGGGGCAAGUCAAAAGUCUAUUUUGUUUCCUACUUAAAAGAUAAUUUUUCAUUUCUGUCACCAUUCAUUGUUUGAUUCUACUUCACCUAGUGGCAAAAUGGAAUUAACUAGCCCUUUAAUUGUUUUCGGCAAACUCCCGGCCCAUUUCAUGAAACUCUCUUUUCCCAUAUGAUUUCUUCUCAUACAUAAGAGAAAAGCUAAGGAGUCAUUUAAAGUGUGUAAGCUUGAAUUUAGUGAACACUGGAUAGUUUGAAAAUUGUCCUGUGUGUGCGAACACAGCUUGAAAGGCCUUGUGCACAUCUUCAUCUCAGCAAAAACUUAAGACUCCUACCAUUAAUUGGAGUUUAAAGUAGCUACAAAUACUAACGACAGAUGGGUUAAAAAUGCCAAUUGCAUCAAAACUGUUGUAGUCUAAGGAACAGUUUAUAUUAUGUGAAAUGGUGUUACAUGUAUUUUGUUGGCCAUAUUUCAUUUUGAUUGAAACUCGUGUUCAGGUA